GGCCAGGAUGAGCGCAGCCAGAAAAUGGCGGAUAUUGAGGAGUUACGGGUAGGCGAAAGUGCAAUGAUAGCUGGCUACUUCUUUGCGUCUUUCAUAUGCUGAAGGCAUUUUGCAGUUGACGCUAUGUUAUGCUAUUAUGCCCGUCCGUUUGCUUUUCAUGCGUUAGGUUUUUCAUAGUUAAAAGAGAAACGCGAAAUCACUCCGUUAGACGGGUUGUGUUUAGCCUGUUAGCCACCAACCCGCUACUCGUUUAGCUUUCGAGAUGCUACACAAACAUUGAAGAUCAGCCACAAAAUGCAACUGCUUUUAUUGCCACCCUUCACUGCAUGAAAGCGCUUUAUUAUAAUGCCUGACUGAACUUGACGACUGUUCGCUUCAGAUGCAUUUCGGUCAUUUGUUAAGGAUUAUUAAAGAAAAAAGGAUUAACACGUAAGAACAAUCAAGCAUGGACCGUGUAAGGAAGGAAUAUGGUAUCAAGUUUCCGUGUCUCAGAGCUCCAGGUACUGUUAGGUUUUGCUGGAAGGAAUAAGAGCGGUCGCAAGCAUGAACUUUUGCUGAGGGCUCUGCAUCUACUGAGGAGUGGUUGUAGUUCUGCAGUGCAGAUCAAAAUCAAAGAACUGUAUCGGCGGAGAUAUCCAAGGACAUUUGAAGGCCUUCAAGAUUUGGCGGCUCUGAAGUCAAGCAUUAAAUCCUACUUUCAUCUGGACAGCAGUGCCACGGUUGUGAACUCAGAUCUUCCUCUGCCAACCGGCCAGUCAGACGUCCUUCAGGAGCACCAGGAGAGCUGUGAUUCACCUGUGUUUCAUGAGUCAAAGCCCAUGAUGAACAUGCAGCAGCCCACGCCACUAAUGGCCCCCGUCCACCCCGAUGUGCAGAUGAAGUCCUUACCAUUUUAUGAUGUUUUAGAUGUCUUGAUCAAACCAUCAAGUCUAGGUGCCCAUGCUGUUCAGAGGUUUCAUAAUGAAAAGUACUUCAUAUUUGCUUUGACUCCACAACAAGUGAGGGAGGUUUGCAUUUCUCGGGAUUUUCUUCCUGGUGGAAGAAGAGACUACAUGGUUCAAAUUCAACUUAGGUUUUGUUUAGCUGAGACCAGCUGCCCACAAGAAGACAAUUAUCCAAACGGCCUGUGCAUCAAAGUCAAUGGGAAGCUGUUUCCCCUCCCUGGCUAUGCACCACCGCCUAAGAACGGUGUGGAGCAAAAAAGACCCGGCCGACCGCUGAACAUCACGUCGCUGGUCAGAUUGUCCUCCGCAGUACCCAACCAGAUAGUAGUAACAUGGGCUCCUGAAAUUGGGAAGACAUACUCCAUGUCUGUUUACCUGGUCCGGCAGCUGACCUCCCCACUGUUAUUGCAGAGAUUAAGAAUGAAGGGAAUCAGAAACCCUGACCACUCCAGAGCAUUGAUUAAAGAAAAACUGACAGCAGACCCUGACAGUGAAAUCGCCACAACUAGUUUACGAGUCUCACUCAUGUGCCCUCUUGGAAAGAUGCGCCUUACGGUACCCUGCCGAGCUGUCACCUGUUCUCAUCUGCAGUGCUUUGAUGCUGCUCUGUAUUUACAAAUGAAUGAGAAAAAGCCCACCUGGAUCUGUCCUGUCUGUGACAAAAAAGCCACAUAUGAGAGUCUGAUUAUAGAUGGGCUCUUUAUGGAAAUACUCAAUGACUGCACGGAUGUUGAUGAAAUUCAGUUUCAGGAAGAUGGGACUUGGUGUCCAAUGAGACCAAAGAAGGAGACUUUGAAAUUAUCAUCUCCAUGCAUCUCAAAAAUUGAUUGUUCUGUUCCAGUUCGACAAAGUGCAGUGGUGUCAGUCCCAGAAACCAGCAAUCCAAAAAAAGCAGAUGUAAUCGAUCUCACACUAGAGAGCUCGUCUGAUGAUGAAGAGGAUGAUCCUCCUCUGAAGAAGCGCUGUAUAUACAUGUCAAAGGCUGAGGAGAUGCACAGCAAAGGGGUUUUGACUUACCAGCCAUCAACUGUUCGGGUGCCAAACGUCCAGACGCUGGACACCUCAUACCUGACCUCCUCAAUAGCGGACUACUCCGUUCCAUUCCACCAUUCAUCCUUAUCCUCUAUUCCCACAGAUAUGCAGAGUCUUGACUUAUUUUCUCUGAUUCAAGGGGAUCCCCAGCAGCAUUUCAGAGGGCCCAUAUUUUUAGACAGCCUCUCCAGCAGCCUUCAGAGUGCCACCACCAGCGCCAGUCUGGUUUCCUCAUCGGCUCAGUACGAGACAGCAACCCACAGCAGCAGCUCGAGUCAUGAGACGGGCGUAAUCACUGGAGGAUCUUCAGGUCUAUCAGACAUUAUAUCACUAGACUGAAUGCUAGUGCAGCGUGAUCGGCCAGUCACCAAACGAACUGCACUCAAGGCAAGUAAACCAAGCUAAGAACAAUUCUACCUUUGAAUAUGGACCUCAAGAAUCUUGUUUUACAAGGACUGCCAUGAAGCUCUCGGAAUGAUGUGGCUUGGUCAGCAACAAUGCUGUUUUUAGAUUUCAAACCUGAAUCAAGCGGUUAUCUCCUGAAUUGGGAAAACUGAGUUACACAAUGACUUGGAGCGAGCAGAGCAAAAUAAAUUGCGUAAAUGAGUGGACUGGAAAGCUCAGACACAUUGAAAAGCUGCACUCUAGUCUCCGUCGCUCUUGUGUUGCGUCGACGGUUCUGCAGUUGAAACGGAAACAGGUUUUCAGCGGCAGCUCAUUUUAUGUUUCGUCUAUUUCAGCAGUGCAAUUAUUUUUUUACAAUAAAAAGCAAUAAAAAUGUUUGUUGUAUUUUA
Messenger RNA from Danio aesculapii, 2770 nucleotides. It is a transcript of the gene pias2, whose product is annotated as protein inhibitor of activated STAT, 2. Gene Ontology annotation, biological process: protein sumoylation; regulation of transcription by RNA polymerase II. The transcript has 15 exons. The coding region runs from base 468 to 2315 and encodes 615 amino acids. NCBI's taxonomy places the organism in Eukaryota, Metazoa, Chordata, Actinopteri, Cypriniformes, Danionidae. The record is from RefSeq and is a predicted model, not a curated record. Gene Ontology annotation, molecular function: transcription coregulator activity; zinc ion binding; SUMO ligase activity.